Messenger RNA from Microthlaspi erraticum, 297 nucleotides. The record is from the annotation of a GenBank genome assembly. Lineage: Eukaryota; Viridiplantae; Streptophyta; Magnoliopsida; Brassicales; Brassicaceae.
AUGAAGAUCAUCCUAAUUACCGCACAAGACUUGUGCCUCACGUCAGAGAUUCUAUGGAAGAUAUUGUUCAAGCUUCAGCUGCAGAGCGGGCAUCUGAACCAAGUUGUAGCUUUACAACAGGUGAAGAUCCUGCGGAAAGAUGGACUCGUCAAAGGAGCUGGUAGCUUUGCAGCGAAAUCCGAUUCUCGAGAAAGGAAACUAUGGUCACUGGAAAUGAAGAUGCGAGCUGUCAUUAGGGGAAUCCAUGAAGAUGCUUGGACUGCUGUUGAAACCGGAUGGAGCGCUCCUACUGCUUAG